AACAUCUUUGUGUCUCACCCUCUUAAUUAUUUCACCCUUUAGCUAGUCUUUUUCCUAAAUUGCAAAUCAUACCAUGGGUUUCACAAUUGCACAAGGAUUCAUGCUAGUGCUGCUAAUUGCUUCCACAAUGGCACUUAGCACAGCCAACAAGGGUUGGCAAUUUGGGAAUUGGCCUUCCCGUGGCCCUUAUCAUCCCAAUAAUACACAAACUUCCAGCAGGAUCAUCGUAGGUGACUCCUACCACUGGAAUUAUGGCUUUAACUACACCGAAUGGGCAAUCAAACAUGGCCCUUUCUACCUAAAUGACACUCUAGUUUUCAAAUAUGAUCCACCAACUCCAAACACACAUCCUCAUAGUGUUUACUUGCUACCAAACCUCCAGAGCUUCAUUAAAUGUGACCUAAGAAAUGCCCAGAAGCUAGGAAAUGCAACACAAGGAGCUGGGGAGGGCUUCGAGUUUGUGCUAAAAAGGCCAUGGCAGCCUCACUACUUUGCUUGCGGUGAGCACAAUGGCAUUCAUUGCAUGAAUGGAACCAUGAAGUUCUUUGUGAUGCCAAUAUACCGCUGGUAUAAAUAAUUACUAAUACAACAUGCGUGCCAUGGGAAACUUUAUUUGCUACUCUCCUUUUACGUUUUGCUGUGUUGUAGCAGAUAAUGAGUGCUUCCUUCUAUUAUUAUUAUUAUUAAAUUAAAGACUAUUUGUAACUUUGAAUUCAUAUUAAGGGAUUAAUUGCUCAUUUUAUAGUUAUGAGUUACAUUCUAAAUCAAGUGAUUUUUGUAAUUUAUGUAUUUUCUUUCCAUGUACUUACAAUUAUAGACAAUGUUAUGAGUUUUGAAUAAUUGAGAUGAUAGAGAAUAAAUGUACAAGUUGUGACUGGGUAUUAAGUUCCA
Quercus robur (English oak) is the source of this 891-nucleotide messenger RNA. RefSeq lists its product as uncharacterized. Bases 74 to 577 code for a protein of 167 amino acids. Gene Ontology annotation, molecular function: electron transfer activity. The record is from RefSeq and is a predicted model, not a curated record. Lineage: Eukaryota; Viridiplantae; Streptophyta; Magnoliopsida; Fagales; Fagaceae. The transcript has 2 exons.